CGCAGCAGUGCUCAAGCAGUAGCGAGGCCAGGGCUUCAAAGAAGAGGGCAUAGGAGCAUCAAGCAUGAAGCGUGGUAUCCUUCUCCUCCGAACGACCACCGACUCAUGCAACGCCACGUUGCCGUCCGAUGCAUCCCACCGUUGCGCAGUGUGUAUUUUUCGAGACGGUGGCAUUUGUAUAAAACACAUCUUGCGUCAUGACCGCAGUGUUGAGCAACGCGGGCCUCCUCCGGCUCAUCGUGCAGUUCCAACACGGCGUGUACGAAGACCUCUUGCCGUGGCGCAAGGAGGCCGCGGCCAUGGACACGGCGUGGCACCCGUCUGUGCAAGGCCUAAUGUACACGCACCUGCCGCAGCGCUUCUUGCACCUCCCAUACACGUCCGAGCACGUUCUCUUUUUGCCCCAAGCAGUCUUGCUGCCCGCGCGCCACCUGAACCUGAGCUCGACCGAGCGCGACCCGCGCCUCCCGCUGCACAUUGCCAUCAUCGACGGCGACACGCGGCGCAUUGGCCGCUGGCUCGACUGCUACCCGCAGUGGGCCUCGCCGCAGGCGCUCGACCUCGCCGCGCAGGUCGGCCACCUUGACGUCGUCGUCUACCUACACACGCACCGCGUCGACUGCACGACAAACGCCAUGGACUACGCAGCAGGCAAUGGCCACCUUUCGAUCGUGCGCUUCUUGGCCGAACACCGCAAGGAAGGCUGUACCGAGAACGCCAUGUACGAUGCGGCCAUGUACGGGCACCUCCCGGUCGUCGAGUACCUCUAUGCGGCCGGUUUGGCCCGCUGCUCGUCGAUCGCGCUCAUGCACGCGACGUGGCACCAGCACAACGCGGUCGCUGCCUUCAUCCACGCCCACUGCGACGACCCGAUCCCGCCGCCGUUGUAGUUGCCAUCCUCCUGCUAAUUGAACCCGUCAGUGUUGUACUCUA
This is a messenger RNA of Saprolegnia diclina VS20, 933 nucleotides long. RefSeq lists its product as hypothetical. The record is from RefSeq and is a predicted model, not a curated record. The transcript has a single exon. Bases 198 to 890 code for a protein of 230 amino acids. Lineage: Eukaryota; Oomycota; Saprolegniomycetes; Saprolegniales; Saprolegniaceae. Gene Ontology annotation, molecular function: protein binding.